CAACAUUGAGGGCAGAGCAUGUUUAACUGCCGGAAGUCUAGGUGCUGUAUGGGCAAAAUGAUGCAGUCUUGAAGAUAAUCAUUUACAAAGCGACUCAGCUCGAAUGUCCUGGCUGUGAGGGCAGCACAUAGGCAAGACAGAGCCUACCCUUUUAAGACAUGGUGUUCUACUCAAGGUCGACAAGGUGGCUUAGCAUGCGAUACAUGCUAUUUAUGAUGCAGUCGUGAUAAACUAAUAAUUAGUCUGGUUAAAGUCAAUUGAUAUGCUUUUAGGCGGCUUCAUCCGUUCGGUUCGGAGAUGGUGCAGCGAGUUUCUUAUCGGGGAUGUGAUACGUCAUGAGGGCCAAGGCGGGCAUCGCUGGUUUCCCGCCAGACCGACUUUGACCCCUCCAGAUCAUCAUCAAAUUGCUCUCUACAAAGAUUGAACAAUGCCGUUGAUAUCUGCUUUUCGUCCUCGGUCUACACGGACCUCAUCUCUCCGGCAUAGACCCCGGAGGCAACGGAGGUCUCCGAAACGCAAUGAUAUCCAACACAAUCGCGAAGUUGAUCAGGAUCAAGACAACGAUGAUGAGGAUGAUGAUGCGCACUCCAUCAUUACACCCUCCAAACAUACCCCCAAGGCGAUUCGGAUGCUACGGGGCUCCGUGUCAUCAGGUGGUCCCUUACGGCCAUUUCGUCUGAUAAAGCAGGAUAUCAUGAACUUGCGACGCCGAUAUAUAUCCGAUUGGACAGUGUUCAAUCAGCUAGUCUUCGCGAGUGCUGUCUACGUUUUCUUCACGAAUCUCCUUCCGGGGAUUACUUUUGCGAGUGAUCUCUAUGUUCUUACUGGCAAGAACUGGGGGACUAUUGAAGUCGUAUUCAGUACAGGCCUAUGCGGAGUUAUUUUUUCACUGCUCUCCAUCCAACCGCUGACGAUCCUUGGGGUUACUGGACCAUUCUCAGUAUUGGCUGAGAAUAUCUAUGCAUUGUGCGAAGAAGUCUUCAAUGUAUCAUUCCUGCCGUUCAUGGCCUGGUCCCUGAUCCAUGCUGCAUGGCUUCACUAUCUCCUAGCCAUUAUCAACGCCCAUGACUGGACAAUGCGCUAUGUCACCACCUUUGCAACGGAGAUCUUUUCUCUCCUCAAUAGCAUUAUCUACUUCCACAAAGCUAUUCAAGAGCUUGAAAGAGCCCACGAGAGCCUUUCUUUUGCAGCAUUUCUGUACGCUGUCAUAGGUGCAGUGGGAACGAUGCUCCUCGCGAUAUUCCUAUCCACAGCAGAAAGCUGGCGCCCCUUGUUCCAUCGAUAUAUACGAAUGGGCCUAGCAGAAUACGCUGCUGCAAUCUCCAUCAUCAUCUUCAUUGGAUUGCCUCACGUCGGGGAACUAGCCCAUCUAGAUAAGAUGACCCUCCCUGUCAGUACCUCUUUCACACCUACAUCUCCUACUCGUGACAGAUUCCUCGUCGAAUUCUGGCACCUACCCGUAGGUUGGGUUUUCGCCGCUAUAGUCCCAGGGAUCAUCAUCACCAUUCUCUUCUUCUUCGACCACGAAGUCAGCUCAAUAAUAUGCACAAUCGAUCGAUAUGGAACCAAAAAGCCGGGCGGCUUUGCUUGGGAUAUCGUUCUUCUAGGGACUACAACAGCCCUAUGCGGCAUUCUUGGAAUACCACCUGCCAAUGGGCUUCUACCUCAAGCUCCCCUUCACUCAGAGUCCCUAAUGCAUACCGAGAAAGAACAGCGCACGAUCACUGUCGACGGAGAAGAAAAGCUCGAAACGUACGAGGUAAAACGAGUUUACGAACAGCGCUGGUCCUCAUUUCUCCACUCAGCCGUUAUUCUCCUCUUUAUCAGCCCGCCAUUUAUGAUAGUCCUCGGGUUGACUCCGACAAGCGUCCUAGCAGGCUUAUUCAUGUUCAUGGGCGAGCAGAGCUUAUCCGUCAACCCAAUCCUCUACCGAACCUUCUACCUCCUCACCCCGCCCUCCGAACUUCCUCCUCUCCCCCCAUCUCUUGCAAAACAACAUAGCACCCCCGAAGAAGAGACCCCAACACCUUCUUACAUCCCCAUCCACCUCUACACAAUCCUCCAAAUAAUCAUCACAGUAGCCAUCUUCAUCCUCACGCUCACCCGCGGCGCGCCCGCAUUCCCAGUCCUCAUUGUCGCGUUAGUCCCAUUCCGUCUCUUGAUCAUGAAGCGCUGGUGGCCGCGCGAAGUGUUGCGGUUCGUAGACGCGUGGGCAUGUAGGGAGGGGACACCGGAGGACGACGAAGACGCUGAGGCGAAGAUGCGCAGUGAACAAGGAGGUGGAGUUCUUACUCCGCAGGACCCCUCUGGUUCUGAUACUGCCGUGACAGAGGACAUGAGGAACAGCGAAGGGAUUGACCUAGGUCUUGCUGAUAGGAAUCGCGUUGAUGAAACAGGUAAUGAGUGGGUCGAGUUGGGAGUCUGAGGUCGUGCCGAUGAAGAGUCGGGAGGUCGAUUGCACCACACCGACAAGUAAUCGCUACAGCUUGUCUUGCGGAAAUGGUUUGAGGGAAAGGGCAAUUUUACGACAUCGACGCUAUAACGAUCAUACCUUACACGAGGAACGAAACAUGUCUAUAG
This is a messenger RNA of Aspergillus sclerotioniger CBS 115572, 2580 nucleotides long. RefSeq lists its product as uncharacterized. Gene Ontology annotation, biological process: borate transport; monoatomic ion homeostasis; monoatomic anion transport. Gene Ontology annotation, molecular function: solute:inorganic anion antiporter activity; borate efflux transmembrane transporter activity. Gene Ontology annotation, cellular component: fungal-type vacuole; plasma membrane. The transcript has 4 exons. The record is from RefSeq and is a predicted model, not a curated record. NCBI's taxonomy places the organism in Eukaryota, Fungi, Ascomycota, Eurotiomycetes, Eurotiales, Aspergillaceae. Bases 428 to 2425 code for a protein of 665 amino acids.